AUGACUUUAACCUCCAUCUUGCUUCCUCGCUGGAUUACUUACUCCGUUACCUCCCACUCGAAUUCCGUCACCAUCUUCGAGGAUCGACUCGGCCUCCACCAACGCUGUCAGACUCCCGUCUGCUUCAACUGCAGCAGCAGUGCCAGCAGCAGCAGCAUCAGCAGCACCGUUCGCAGCCACGACAACCACCACGGAAACCACGACGAACACGAGAAGAAGAAGAGGGAAAAGCUAAAAUGCAUCCCCUUCCCCUCCCCCCGGUUCUGCUCCGGUUUCAAUUCCGGAGGUCCUAGUCUCGGCCCUCCUCCCUCUCCUGGUCCCCCUCCUAGUCCUGGUCCUGGUCCUGACCCGAGAAAUCCCAAUAUCAAUCCCAGCCUCGGCCCUAACCCCAACCAUCAAGAACAGCGCAGAUUCUUCUGCAACACAUGGAAAUCCACAGCCUUUCUGAUGAGUCUUUCUCUGGUUUUGGAGGCGGCUACGUUGGUUGGGUUUGUGGUUGUGUUAUUGAUAUUGGGUGGUGGUGGUGGUGGUGGUAGGGGGCAAAGUGGGGGAGAGAGAGGGAGCGGGAUAGACAGAGGCAGGGUCUCGAGCAGGAAUAAUUUGAGGGACUCGAGGAGGAGAGACCCAAACCCAAGGAAAGAAGAUAAACAAGGGUGGAAGGUGUUGGCUUGGAUGAUUGGGGCGAUUCCGGGGUACCGACUGGGUGCGUCUUGGUAUCUUUGCAUGUUUGGGGCACUGAUUUCCAUGGUGUGCGUGGCUGGGUUGAUAGUUUCGGCUUUUGUGUUGCCGUUUGAGGAUGUGUAUGGUAGGGCUUUGGGUGGUGAGAGUGGCGGUGGUGGUGGUGGCCAGAGACAGAGGGAACGACGGCCUUUGCUUGGAUGA
Molecule: messenger RNA, 882 nt
Organism: Sordaria macrospora k-hell
Lineage: Eukaryota; Fungi; Ascomycota; Sordariomycetes; Sordariales; Sordariaceae
Source: RefSeq, a predicted model, not a curated record